This is a messenger RNA of Capsella rubella, 1162 nucleotides long. RefSeq names its product zinc finger CCHC domain-containing protein 10. The transcript has 2 exons. The coding region runs from base 139 to 969 and encodes 276 amino acids. The record is from RefSeq and is a predicted model, not a curated record. NCBI's taxonomy places the organism in Eukaryota, Viridiplantae, Streptophyta, Magnoliopsida, Brassicales, Brassicaceae.
AUAGCUUUCUUCUUCCUCCAUUGCUCUGCGCCGCCUUCUCACUCUCUGGAAUUGGCUCAGCUUCUCCACUAAUUCCUCCCAAACAAAGCAAGCUCCUUCGAUCGUCCUCUUGGUGGUCACGUUUCAUACAAAUUAGACAUGGCUAAUGCAAAGGAAGAGAAAACACAAGAUGCAGCUGAUAGAAUCAAGGCUCAAACACUCACUGCUGCUAAAGGUCUGAGUCGCACUCAAGCUGAGCGAGCAGCUGCUGCAGCCGCGAGAAACGUUAACGCUUAUGGGCAAAAGGAAGAAGGUCCUAGUAGAUGGCAGGAGAAAAGAGAAGCAAAGAGGCAGAUGUAUUUGAUGAGUACUGAGAAAGCGGUUAGGCUUGGUGAAAGGAAAGAUAAAACAAUGUCAGCAUCAGCCAUGGGAAGCAGUGCUUCGGCUGCUUCACAGUGCCAGAAAUGUUUUCAGACUGGACACUGGACGUAUGAGUGUAAGAAUGAGAGGGUUUACAUCUCGAGGCCUUCGAGAACCCAGCAGCUGAAGAACCCUAAGCUGAGAAUGAAGCCUUCUGUUGAUGAUCUUGAUGGUAAUGAUAAUGGUGAUGAUGAAAGGCCAGAUGCUGUAAAUGGGAAAGCAGAAGUUGAGAAGAGGUCGAAGAAGAGUAAGAGAAAGCACAGGUCAAAGUCUGAUUCUGGCAGCGACAGUGAAGCCUCUGUGUUUGAAACAGAUAGUGAUGGCUCUGAAUCAUCUAGAGAUAGUAGUUCAGAAUACAGUUCAUCUUCUGACUCAGAGGAGGAAAGAAGGAGGAGAAAGAAGGCAAAGAAGAGCAAGAAGAAGCAAAAGCAGAGGAAGGAAAGGCGAAGAAGAUACAGCUCUUCGUCAUCGGAGUCAUCUGAGUCAGAGUCUGCUUCUGACUCAGAUUCUGAUGAAGACAGAACCAGUAGAAAGAAGAAGAGCAAGAGGCACAACAGCAAACGUCGUUGAAUUGGUUUUAGGAAUCGAACAAGUGGAUGAAAAUUUUUAUGCCUUUUUUAGAGAAUCUCAGUCCUAUAUUUCUUCUUUUUCCUCAAGUUUCAACUUUUUCUUAUUGUCAGCCAUUCAUGGCUUUGUGUUUGUAACAAAUUGAUGAAUGUUAGAAUCCCCUUAAGUUUUCAAAGCUCAAUAGCUCUUGGAGAAA